UAUAGCUUUCGAAAGAUCGAUUUGUGUUGAAAAACACUAGUUUUAGCUUUGGUUAGAUGUGCAAUGGCUCAUCAGCCUUAGCUUAACGUCUUAGUUACCAUGGAUCUUAACAUUUUUGUCUUUUUUGGAAUUUUUCUUUACGACAAUUUUUCUACAGAAGGUAAAAAAGUUACUCCUGAUGGAGUUGUGCACGAGGCAUUUAAAGCAGAUGCUUUUCGUCGAAUCACAACUCACCUCAUCGAGACUCACAUAGUCAACAAACUUGGCUCGUGUGCCUUUAGAUGUUCUAAACACCUUGAAUGUGUGUCUUUUAACUUUGGGAAUCGUAUGAAUGGCAAACACGGCUGUCAGUUACUAAGAACAGAUAAGUACAACUCAGGAUCUUCCUACGUUACCGACACAGACUUCCACUAUUUCUACCCCGUGAACAAGUGCAUGGGCUCAUCGCCCUGCCUGUACAACGGUACCUGCUACCCUGACUACGACAAUGAUGACUAUAAUUGUGUUUGUACUAACCUAACGACAGGCAAAAAUUGUGAAAUACAUAAAAGCUGUUUGAGUGUGUAUUCUUUGGGCGCAAGAGUAAGUGGUGUGUAUUUGAUUGAUCCUGAUGGGCAAGGCUCAUUCCCAGUCUACUGUGAUAUGACCACUGACGGCGGAGUGUGGAAUGUCUUCCAAAAACGCUUCGACGGCUCACUAGAUUUCUAUCGCGGUUGGCAAGACUACAAAAACGGUUUUGGUGAUCUGACUGGUGAGUUUUGGCUGGGCCUUGAAAAGAUCCAUCGAUUGGUUAAAACCAACAGUUUCACACUGCGAGUUGAAUUGGAAGACUGGAAUGGAAGCAAGGGGCAUGCUGUAUAUUCUUCAUUCAAAGUAGCAGGCGAGAGCGAUUCUUAUCGCUUGGAUGUAAGUGGGUUUGGGGGAACUGCAGGAGAUGCUCUUUUGGAAGGCAAUGCUCUCGAAAUUCACACCAGUAUGCCGUUCACUACCCAUGACAGAGACAACGACGAAAACACCGCUGGCAAUUGUGCAGUGGAUUCACACGGGGCAUGGUGGUACAAGAACUGCUACUCGUCUAACCUGAAUGGUAAAUAUACAGGUAAUGCUGUGGACGUCCAGGGAAUGGUUUGGAAGACUCUCACAAAUGAGCGAAGAGGACUCAAGAAAGUAGAGAUGAAAAUAAGACCAAGUGAUUUUGUUGGCAGUCCAUGCUCAAGCAGUCCUUGUAAGAAUCGAGGUACAUGUACAGUAACUACGCCUACUACCUUCCAGUGCACGUGCUCUCUUGGUGUUACAGGCUCACUUUGUGACAUAGUAAAGAGGGACUGCCUAGCGCUGUACUCUGCAGGAUACACCAGUGAUGGAGUUUACACCAUUAAACCAGACAGUCAAAGCCCAUUCCGAGUCUAUUGUGAUAUGACGAGCAAUAACGACGGGUGGACGGUCAUCCAGAGAAGAACCGAUGGCUCCACAGACUUUUUCCUCGGCUGGCAAGAUUACAAAACCGGUUUUGGUAAUCCGAAUGGAGAGUACUGGUUGGGAAACGAGAAAAUCCAUCGUCUUACAUCACUCGGUCAAAAUACUUUGCGAGUUGAGCUAGAAGCCUGGGACGGAAGCAAAUAUUUUGCUAAUUACUCGUCAUUUCUUGUAGCCAAAGAGAGCGAGUCUUACCGUUUGAAUGUGAGUGGUUACCAAGGUACCGCUGGAGAUUCUUUGUCGGAUGGAGCCAAUCAGAAUGUUGUGUCUAAUGGGAUGAAAUUCAGUACACGUGACAUGGAUAAUGAUCUCGCUGCCAGCAGUUGUGCCAAUACAAAUGUUGCCGGAUGGUGGUUUAGGAACUGCUCUGCGUCCAACCUUAAUGGGAGGUAUUUAGGAGAUAAUGUCGAUACAAAAGGUGUGACGUGGUACUCUUUAAGUCUUGAGUAUAGAUCGCUGAAAAAAGCACAAAUGAAGAUUAAACUGGUGGUCACUCCAUGUACCAGCGAGCCGUGUCUCAACGGAGCAGCUUGCACAGUGACAUCAUCAAGUAACUUCAGCUGUACAUGUACACCUGGCUUCAUGGGGUCCCUGUGUGAUCAAGUAAUUACACCAUGCACGAGUAUGCCGUGCUUUAACGGUGCAACUUGUGUUGUGACAUCACCAAGUAACUUUAGCUGUAAUUGUAAACCUGGCUUCACGGGAUCCCGGUGUGAUGAAGUUGUUACACCUUGUACCAGUAUGCCAUGUAAGAACGGAGCAACGUGUUCGGUAACGUCAUCCAGUACUUUUAGCUGUAACUGUGUCUUUGGCUUUACGGGCUCACAGUGCGAAAAAGCAUUUCGUGACUGUUCGGUAUUCCACAAAGCAAACCCUUCAUUACCUAACGGUGUAUACACCAUCCAACCCGGAUCGCAAAAGUCCUUCAACGUCUCAUGCGACAUGACUACUGAUGGAGGAGGGUGGACAGUCUUCCAAAAGCGAUUAGAUGGCUCCGUCAGCUUUGAACGCGGUUGGGCUGAUUAUAAAACUGGUUUUGGGGACCUGAAUGGCGAAUUUUGGUUGGGGAACGAUUAUCUUCACCGUUUGACGAAAAGCACCUUUUUAACGUUGCGAAUUCGAGUCUACGAUUGGGCAGGCAAUAUGGUACAUGCCGAGUACAGUGUGGUCACUGUAGGUAACGAGAACAGCAAAUACCUACUGACUCUUAAGGGGCUUUAUAAAGGAGACGACGGUAAUGCAAUGUCUGCCCAUAAUAAUGCACUCUUCAGCACAUCUGAUAGCGAUAACGACGACAGUGCAGGGAAUUGUGCCACAGAACACAAAGGAGGUUUUUGGUACAAGAGUUGUAUUGAGAAUGGUGCAAGUCCUAAUGGCGCUUAUCUUGGUAACGUUGUUAACCAGCAAGGCGUAGUUUGGAAGUCGUGGAAAAACACCUUCGAGAAUAUGAAAACAAUACAAAUGAUGCUAAGGACGCCAAACUAUGAUGGCGCGAUAAAAGACAAAAAUGGCAAGGCGUGCUUUAUACCUUAUAAUUUUAAAGGAGUUGAUUACUACGCAUGUACAAACGAAGGCUCAUUUUGGGGUACUCCAUGGUGCUCAUAUCAGUAUGAUUACAUUGAUAAUUCUCUUCACUGGGGUUAUUGCAAUUAGUUCAUACCGUUCAUCAAUUACUGUUAAAUAAACGAGCAGGAGUGUUUUAGACCCGACAAAACACAAUAUGCGAGUUUAUUUAUUGAAGUGCUUCAAAAACGUAUAAUUCCCAUACCUUUGGUUGAAUUAGAGCGACCAUAUACUUCGCAAACAUGGACUUUUAUACAGCAAUGUCACGCGCAGUGAGGUUUGUACGUCACUGCCAUGUGCAGUGAGUGCACAAAAGGCUGCCACAAGUUAAAAACAACAUGCCCGACUCAAGACAGGGGCACACUAGUCGGCAAUAUAUUGUUGUCAUCGAUGAUCUUAGAAACUGACCUUAAAUCGUCUUCAUCUAAACUAUCUCUGAUAAAGUCGUCAUCAUUAUAUAUUAUAUCACAUGAAGAAUACUAAUAAUGAUGAGACUUUAUAGUUUCCAGAAGUAUAAUGAAUCACAAUGAAGUGGACUUUAGGGGGUUUAAAGGUUCAUGCACGUGACGUGUAUGGUUGUUCCAAUUAGUUCAAAAGCUCAUUAAUCGAUUAUUCAUGAGGGUUUUUUUUUAUAAAUCGUAUGACUAGACUAUUAAAAUUUUUCAAGACGUGUUUCUAGAUUAGGGACCUAGUGUUAGCCAUUUUAGCAACCAACUGAAAUGUUCACAUUUGUCAGGGGUAAUUGAGGAACGCACAAAUUUAGAAACGUGAGCAUUCCAAGGACAUUAACUGAAGCAUUCUGAAUAUCGCAAGUAUACCAAACGCAUACCAAAACCCAACUAACCUUGAAAUACCAAACAAUUGUUAUAAGCAAUAGCAUGACCUGAGAUUGGUAGCUAUUAGAUGUCGCCGAAAGACAAGGGAGAUUUUUUGAAGUCCCGACGCCAUAGGCGUCAACUCGGAAAUGUCGAUAACUUAUUACAUCACAAAUCGUUAGAAAAAGUCCCGAUGUGAUGAACGCAUGCGCGAGAACUAAUGAAUAGGUCCCACAAAUGUCUGGGUCUUUAACACAGUGUAGCAGACAGGCAUUGCGCCCAGUACAAGAUUUGAGACCCAGUCAUCGUCCAGAUGUUAUGAAUGUCGAAAUAAUGGAUAAGAAAAACAUCAUUUUGGAGUUGAAGUUAAACUUAAACCAUGUCCCGAGGUGGAUUUAGUUUUGCGAGUUUCCGAUGAAAUAUCCAACCCCCAAGCGUCCGCACCCGUCUAGCUAGGUAGCAAUUUUUCUAGUAAUAUUUCAAAAACGAGUGAGAGUGUUUCAUUAGGGUUUCCAAACACGAGAAAACAUUUGAAAGAACGAUGCCGUAGGCUGAGUGCUUUUAUUGUUUUCCAGUGCCGGUUUGAAAACCCUAUUGAAACACGAAGCACGAGUUUUUGGGAUAACUUUUCUAAUAAGUUAGUAAUUUAUCAUGCAGGAAAAAAUAUUUUGAGGGGGAGAGAGUUAGAAAAAUGAAGCAAAAAGGUGAAAAGUGGAUGAAAAAUUCUUCUAGCUAUUUUGUAACUCUAUCCUCUCCAUUACUUACUUUUUAUACUUCUAUCUAAUAUCUACUUACGUAGUUACCUUUUUCUUUUCUUUUUACCUUGGACUUGCCAUGUCUCGAACCUGGGACCCAUGGCGUGAUAGUCUAGUGCGUUACCAAAUAUACCAAUAAGAAAUUUUGCUGACAAAGUUGGAUUGGAUUUAUAUUUUAUUGGUGAUUUUCCCAUACAACAGCUCAACUUAUAUUAAAUAACGCAAUAAAAACAAGCAAACUUU
Actinia tenebrosa (Australian red waratah sea anemone) is the source of this 4852-nucleotide messenger RNA. RefSeq lists its product as uncharacterized. The record is from RefSeq and is a predicted model, not a curated record. NCBI's taxonomy places the organism in Eukaryota, Metazoa, Cnidaria, Anthozoa, Actiniaria, Actiniidae.